Eremothecium gossypii ATCC 10895 is the source of this 2568-nucleotide messenger RNA. It is a transcript of the gene CCM1, whose product is annotated as Ccm1p. Lineage: Eukaryota; Fungi; Ascomycota; Saccharomycetes; Saccharomycetales; Saccharomycetaceae. The transcript has a single exon. Gene Ontology annotation, molecular function: protein binding. Bases 1 to 2568 code for a protein of 855 amino acids. The record is from RefSeq and is marked provisional.
AUGAUACUGAAAAGUGAGUUAUUGGAUGUGCAUACUCGGCUGGGGCAGAUGCUUCCAUUUGUAACCAAAAGAUUUGCAUCAGUGCCGACUGCGAUGAGAACGAGGCGACGGACGCGCAGACAUGAGCGAGAGCCUAAUCUACGGAAGAGACAGGGUGGGAGCCAUAGCAAUUUAAAAGAGAAUGAGGAUGCUGAGCUGAAGUUUAAGCUGCGACAGAUGAAUGAAUUUGCAAAGAACUUGAAGAUGCAGAUGCAGCUGGCGGACAGUCUGCGGCGAAAAGAGGAAGCGGCGCGUGCCGAGGGCAUCGGGGGAGACGUGGCGGAGGGGGCGAUUGAGCGCGACAGCAGCACCGUUGCAGCUGCGCUGCUUGAGGGUGCCGAGCCGGCUGAAGCGCAGCCUGCCCCUCUAAAUCUGUCACAACUGAUCAUGUCGGCACAGAACGCAGAACCUCUGCUGGCUCCGGAGCUUGCGGAGAGGAUCGGCGACGGGAAACUGGUGUACUCUGCGCUGGUGAACAAACGCGCGCAGAACUGGGAUGCCAUUGUGGCGGCGCUGUACGAAUCCGCAGAGAAGCUGCGCGGGCUGGACGCGGACAUCGUUAAAGAAAAGCUGCUGCUGCGCGUGUCUGGCCUAUCGCUCGAAGGUGUGGCGACGUUGGACAAGCUGCUGACAGAUCGGUUUGGUGAGGGCCGCGACUUUGAUGUGGAUAUGUACGGAGUGCUGUUUGAGACCCUUGGUGAGCACACGCAGCACACGCAGCAGGCGAAGACGGUUGUGGACAGGAUGAAGAAGCUGCUGCAGAGGUAUGACGCCUGUGACGAUCCAGACAAAAAGCCGCUCACGCAGGAAAUUCUUAAUUGCUGUCUGAAGGUGGGCACAGCCGCGAAGUCCUUUGACGAUAUGAACUACUUUCUCUCUAAAUUUGUGAAGGACUAUCGCAUCCUCCCGAACAAAGUCAACUAUGACCAAGUGCUUACUUUCUAUUUGAAGAACCGCACAUUAUCGCAAGCAUGGGAGACAUUCGGUGCGAUGAAGUUCAUGUCUUUAUCUCAUAGACCGGAUGUGGCAACUUACAACCUUAUGUUGCAAGUCUGCGACCAGGAGCGAAACUACUCAAAGGCACUGGACCUGUACCACGAGAUCCAAGAUUUAAAAAUGGAGCCGGACGUGAGAACAUUGAGCAUGUUGGCGAAGGCAAUGGCAAGCGCAUCUACCGAUGCGAUUGUUAGUGAAGGCAAGUCUGACUCUUUGCGAUUAACCGGGUGGAAGUUUAUCCAUGAAAUAGAGAAUAAUCCGAAGUAUGCGACCGCUAAGGAUGACCCAGUUUGUGCACAUGGUGUUCUUACCACGAUGAUGGCCUUGGCUUCAUACGACGGUGACGUGGGACUGGCCCGUGCACUCUUUUACAGACACGCGGUACAAUCAUAUAAGAAGCUGAUGAAAAACGCUAAUAUGGAUGCUGUCUCGAACCCAGCAGCGGCAGCCAGGGCCGCAUGGACGCAAGCAAUUGAUCCUGUUUUGUUUAACUAUCUUUUGAUGGCAUAUUCUAGGUAUCAGCCAAACAAGCUGCCUAUAUUGCUUGGCUAUGAACUAGGAGCGAAGUUCAGACGCCAGCUUAUGUUCAACGUCGACUAUAUGGGUCGGGCCGAGAGUGACAAUGACAUGCAUGCUAAUAUCCCACUUCUACCGGUCAUGGAGCUAUCAUCUACUGCAGAAGUUCUCAAUGAAUCGCGGGCAUUAUGGGAGUUUUUCCUCUCGAAACAUAUCAACGGGUCCCUCCAGCCUCAGCCAUCUGCGCGUGUUGUUUCCAUGCUGGAAGAGUACCGCCAAAAUCAUGAUACGUUUGAAGGUUUCAUGAAGGAAGUCAAGAGUCAAGUUAAGCGGUGGCAAUGGCAUGCAGUGAACCGGAGAUUGAUGACACCAAUUACAAUCAUGUCAUACUUAUCUAUUCCACUGAGGUUGGGCUCAUAUGAGGAGUUUGCAUUCAGAUAUAAACAGACGAUCUAUACUGGCAACGAGCUGGAGGAAAGCGUAAAGAACUUUUAUGAUCCGGCACUUGUAACAGUCUCCGAUGAAGCCACUGUAGUGGUCGAUGAUUCGGAGGUAAAGGUCGAAAAGUAUGCAAGGAAGAUAGAUGAUCGUAUCCUGCAGAUCUACAGCUUCGCAUACAAAAACCGUGUUUAUAAUGAUGUCUUUGAGCUUGCCAUGAAGGCUGCGACUAAGUUCAGAGAUAAUUCAUUGGCGACCCGGGUUUGGAAGGAAAGAGGGGAAUUCCGUAAAACUGAGGGUUAUACAUCGAUGAGUGUGAAGGACCGAAUUGCUGGCGAUACUUCAUUUGCAUGCGCGACUGUAAAGUUCUUCGUCGCAGAGAAGAGAUUUUCUGAGGCUAUGGCCGUGAUUAUGUCUUCCCAGAAAUAUAUCGACUGGAAGUAUCAUAUGGUCAGAGAACUUCAUAAUGCGCUUGUUUCGAUCGAAGACAGUGUAUCCAUCAGGAAAUUGUUAAGUGUUGUCAACAAACAAAAUCGGUUGAAGGUGCUAAACACAGAAUCGCCUAGCUUGACGCCCUAG